Messenger RNA from Planococcus citri (citrus mealybug), 1678 nucleotides. Its product is annotated as vesicular glutamate transporter 3-like. Gene Ontology annotation, cellular component: membrane. The transcript is spliced from 10 exons. The record is from RefSeq and is a predicted model, not a curated record. Lineage: Eukaryota; Metazoa; Arthropoda; Insecta; Hemiptera; Pseudococcidae. Gene Ontology annotation, molecular function: transmembrane transporter activity. Gene Ontology annotation, biological process: monoatomic anion transport; transmembrane transport. Bases 185 to 1564 code for a protein of 459 amino acids.
AGCAGAAAGCACGAGACGAAACGUUAUUUUUACAAAUGAUACAGAUAAGUAGACUAAACCGUUGGAGAAUCGCUUUCUUAAUUAGUUCGUUUUUAUUGCUGCAUAAAUCGAACGUCCAUUCGAUGUGAUAACCAGACAACGUUAUUAAACGGUUAUUAGAACAUACAACAGAAAUUGGGAGAAAAUGGCAGAAUUCACAGGUACCCGAGCACAAUUUGUGGAAAAUAGAGACCAAAGAAACCUUGCAACGCAAAGGCAUCUUAUUUGUUGUUCCAAACGAUUUUGGAUAUUGAUUCUAAUGUUUUUGCGGUGCUUUUUUGGCGUAUUAAUGGAAUACAGCAUAAACAUCGUUUUUAUUCAACUUAGUGGUAAAAAAAAAGGUGUCAAUAAACUUCAACUCCCAAGUUACAGGACAGUUGCAUUCUCCUAUUAUUUUGGUUUCCUAUUCAGCCCCAUUGGUGGAUACCUAGCGACGAAAUUUGGCGGCUCUGUUACCUACGGAGUCACGACAAUGCUCGUGUCUAUACUAACAGCUCUGAAUGCAGUCAGUUUGCGAUGGAAUGUUUACGCAUUCUCGGCAUGUAGGAUUGCUGCAGGUUUAUUUGACGGUUUCGCUUAUGCCAGCAUUGCGGAAAUAUUCACACGUUGGGUGCCGGCCACAGAAAGAUCUACAUUUUUGGCGAUCAUUCUUACAGGAGUUUACUUUGGAAACGCAAUUACUUAUAACAUAGAAAAAUAUAUUGCAAAUUCUUGGGGAUGGCGAAUGAAUUUCUACGCGACGGGAGGGAUUACUUUUGUUUGGUCUGUUAUUUGGCUGAUCAUUGCGAGAAACGAGCCAUCCCAGGAUAAAAUGAUCUCUCGGAGGGAACUUCAGUACAUCCAGAGUCAGACUGACACAACUCCUAGACACAAGGUCGUUCAUCCAAUCCUGAAAAUUUUUACAUCACCACCCGUUUGGGCAAUCUUUAUAGGGAGGUUAGUUUCUAGCUGGGGAUAUGAUCUCAUCUUGAACGGUCUUUCUUUGUACUACAGAGACACUGCUAGACGCAGUAUUGUACAAUUGCCAUAUGAUCCCGCCAUUCCUAACUUGGUAUCCAUUUGCAUAACACCCAUACUGGGCGUCAUCAUGGACUUUGUGCCAAGUUACUUCACCAAGCUGGAAACGUCUCAAAUUCAUAAAAUCGCGAUAAUCUUUGGGUUUUCAACUUCUUGCAUUCUGUUCGUUGUAGCUACUUUCAGCAGUAUCAAGGUGUCGGUUCCAUGCCUCUUAGUCAUCAAACUGUUUCUAUCAUUUGAUAUAUUAGUGUUGCAGUUGGCCUGCCUUUAUUUGGCACCUAAGCACUCGAGUAUUUUGUUGGGUUUCUCAGCUAUAUGGCCCAUUGGCAGUAAAGUUGGCGUGCCUUUUUUUAUACAAUUUAUUGUCAAACAUUAUCUUCUUCAAGAAUGGCAGAUAUGUUUCGGCGUGUCAUCGGGUGCUCUGUUAUUUGGAACAUUCGUGUAUUGGAAAUAUGGUUCCAGUCAACUCCAGACUUGGGCUAAAUCACACCCUAAUCCCACAUACUAAAAAACAGCGGUGGAAAUAAUCUCACGCGAAUAUGCAUGUAUUGAUAUAAUGAUGCUCAGAUAUGUACAAUCAGAAUAAAAUUGUUCAAUUUCAUAAUAAAUAAAUUAUUUUACA